AUGUCAAUCAAAUAUUCAAUUUUAGUUCUCCAAUUCAUAUCAUUCCUAAUACACAAUCCUUCCACAACAGCAAAAACCAUCCCUAAUUCAAUUAAUAAUAAUAAUAAUUUGAGUAUCUUAGACCUCGCGACUAAUAACAAUACUAAUACGACUACUGAUUGUUGGACAUCCUUGUCGAAGCUGAGAACGUGUUCGAACGAAAUCGUGGGGUUCUUUUUAAAUGGAUAUACUGAAAUCGAUGAGCCGUGUUGUGAAGCUAUUGAAGUGAUUGUACACCAUUGUUUGCCUUCCAUGAUUAGUGCACUUGGUUAUACUGUUGAAGAAGGGAAUUUGCUUGCUACUUAUUGCACCAAGAUUUCGGGUCCUGCUGGUGCUGCUGGUGUAACACUUAUACAUGAGUCUAAAUCUAAUACUGAUCACACUCACGGCUAA
Messenger RNA from Amaranthus tricolor (Joseph's coat), 432 nucleotides. Its product is annotated as egg cell-secreted protein 1.2-like. The coding region runs from base 1 to 432 and encodes 143 amino acids. NCBI's taxonomy places the organism in Eukaryota, Viridiplantae, Streptophyta, Magnoliopsida, Caryophyllales, Amaranthaceae. The record is from RefSeq and is a predicted model, not a curated record. The transcript has a single exon. Gene Ontology annotation, biological process: double fertilization forming a zygote and endosperm.